Dothidotthia symphoricarpi CBS 119687 is the source of this 1896-nucleotide messenger RNA. Its product is annotated as glycoside hydrolase family 1 protein. Bases 1 to 1896 code for a protein of 631 amino acids. Lineage: Eukaryota; Fungi; Ascomycota; Dothideomycetes; Pleosporales; Dothidotthiaceae. Gene Ontology annotation, molecular function: beta-glucosidase activity. Gene Ontology annotation, biological process: carbohydrate metabolic process. The record is from RefSeq and is a predicted model, not a curated record. The transcript has 4 exons.
AUGAAGCUUAGUACGCUCCUCCUAGGCGGUACAGCAGCCUGUGCCCAACAAGUUUACAUCCCUUUCGCUGGGCCAUCUCUCAGACCACAUUGUAAUGGCAACGCCGUUGACAAUAAAGAUUAUGCAAUCGCAUCUCCUUCGUACUAUUUCAGCGAGUUCAGUUAUACGCAAACAGAGACUGUUCGUACCGCGACUUCAAGACCGGCGCCAACGACCACAACAUCCUUUGCACCUCGAUAUUCGUUUUUAAGUGGUCUCGUACCCGAUCUAAAGACCACGCAAUGGGGAAAUUGGGACCCGUCGUCGAGUGCCAGUGUUACAGACGUCGGAAAUCCAUACGGCAACGCUUCAUGGACAAAGCUUUGGAGCGACGUUCCAUGGGUUAACUUCACGCGAGGAAUCUACUCAACAACUGUGGAGCCCACUCCGAUCCCGACUAGCGAGCUUGUACUUCCACCUCCUGAACCUUUUGGCUCCCAGGACUGUUAUUACUUCCCCUCUGACUUCAUGCUAGGCGUCGCUGGGUCUGCUGUGCAGAUCGAAGGUGCCAUCGCCGACGAGGGCCGGACACCAGGAUACACAGAUGUACUAAGCUUGCUCAGCCCAGGUGCGGCGCCAGACUAUGUGACGAACGAAAACUACUACUUGUACAAGCAGGACAUUGAGCGAAUCGCCUCGAUGGGUAUAAAAUACUACCGAUUUUCAAUUCCCUGGACCCGAAUCUUGCCUUUUGUUGUCGAAGGAUCUCCAGUCAACAAGCUUGGAUUGGAUCAUUACGACGAUCUCAUCAACUUUGUAUUGGAGAAAGGAAUGCUUCCUGCUGUUAUGAUGCUUCACACUGAUUCUCCACUGCAAUUCUACCCAAACAUAUCCGAAACCAUCAUUAUCCCAGGCGAAGGUAUAGGAUAUGUCGAUGCUGGGUUCCAGCGGUCAUAUCAGAACCAGACUUACGAAGACGCGUUUGUUCACUACGGCAAAAUCCUUAUGACAAAGUUUUCUGACCGCGUCGCCAUAUGGUGGACUUUCAAUGAGCCAAUCCUCGGGUCGCGGAACGGAAAAUCUAUCGAUACAGUUAUCAAAUCGCAUGCGCGGCUUUACCAUUUCUACCAUGACGAGAUCAAAGGCAGCGGGAAAGUGUCAUUGACUUUGAACAACAAUUUUGGGGUGCCUCGCGACCCCAAGGAUCCUGAGGACGUUCGCGCGGCUGAUCAUUUCAACUCCUUCCAGCUAGCGACCUUCGCGAACCCGAUUUUCCUAGGAUUAGAUUACCCCGAAUCCUACAAGGUGACGGUAUCGGAUUAUGUGCCCCUCACACAGAAUGACCUGGAGUACAUGAAUGGGACAGCAGACUUCUUUUCUAUUCAGCCAUACACUGCGACAGUAAUAAGCCCACCACCAAAUAGCAGCAUCGAAGUGUGUGCUGGUAAUGCGAGCCAUCCCUUGAGACCAUAUUGUGUCACACAAGAAACCAUGACUACAACUGGUUGGAAUAUUGGCUACCGUAGCCAUUCAUACGUCUAUAUAACACCAACAUACUUUCGUACUUAUCUCAAUUACCUCUGGAAUACUUUCCGCGCUCCAAUCGCAGUAACUGAGUUUGGAUUCCCAGUGUUUGCAGAAGCGCAAAAGGCUGUUCAAGAUCAACUAUUCGAUAGUCCUAGAAGACAGUACUAUCAGUCUUAUCUCGCUGAAGGCCUGAAAGCAAUAUGGGAAGACGGCGUCGAAUGGAUCGGUGCUUUUGCCUGGAGCUUCGCGGACAACUGGGAGUUUGGAAGUUUUGACGCAAGAUUUGGUAUUCAAUUUGUGAAUCGGACCACACAAGAGAGGAAGUAUAAGGCUAGCUUUUUUGAUUUUGUGGAUUUUAUCGAGAGCCGGAGGCAGGAGGAGUGUGCUUGA